GCGACAUUUUUAAGCGGAGAGUUAACGACCCUUAAAAAAUUGCAUUUGUACUUUAAUUGUCACAUUUCAGGGAUUUUAGCGCAUGUACAAUUUAGUGGUGAUAGCCGGUGCAAAAUGCUCUAGUAAUAAAUUAGGCAUGGAUGUCCCGAUCUGUUCAGGAUGUCAUAAAAACAUAGAAGAGGAAGAAUGUGUCCAAGCUUGUGAUAAAGACUGGCAUAGUUCUUGCUUUAAAUGUUCGAUAUGUCAUCAGCAAGUCAAUGGAACAUUUUUUGAAAAAGAUGGUCUUGUAUUUUGUGAAAAAGAUUAUUGGAAUGAAUUUGGAGAACAAUGCCACAGUUGCCAACACAUUAUGUCUGGUCCUGUAAUGGUCGCUGGGGAUCACAAAUUUCAUCCUGAAUGCUUUAAAUGUGAUAAUUGCAAUAACUAUAUUGGUGAUGGAGAAUCAUUUGCAUUGGUGGAAAGAUCAAGGCUUUAUUGUGCAGCUUGCUAUAAAGAACAAAUGGCUCCUUUGUCCCAAAGAUUGCCUUUUACAAACGAACCUCAUAGUAUAAAACUUGUUGAAAUUCCUGCCCAUUCCGAAACUUCAAAUAAAAAAGUGAAAAUUUCAGUUGGUUGCUGUCAGAACCAAAAAAUAGAACGUGGGUUCCAUGAACUUCAUAUCUCAGAUGUUGUCCUUAAUAAAGAUUUGAUGUCACUGCAUAUAGGAGAUAGAAUUUUGGAAGUCAAUGGAACACCUUUGCAAAAUCAUUCCUUGGAAGAAAUCAAAAAAUUGAUACAUACCCGUGAUAAACCAGUUCAAUUAACAGUUGAGCAUGAGCCUGCAGUUUUAAUACGCUCACGUUCUAUGAAUUUUUCUUCCGAGGCUUCACAGUUCCUAACUAAGAGUGUCCCUAUGUGUUCCUUAUCUCACAAACCAACUGAACAAAAACUCCGUAGGUCAUCAUCUCUUCCACGCUCAGUUUUAAAGGAUUUUCAAGCAACUAAUUGUCAACAACAAGAUCUUACUCGCACUCGUUCUUUUAGGGUGCAACCAAGAAAUCAACAAAUAUUUCGUCCAUCUGAAUUAGUUUUGGGAAAACUCCUUGGUCGAGGGUUUUUUGGCCAAGCAUUUUUGGUUACUCAUAAACACACUGGUCAAGAAAUGGUCAUGAAAGAACUUUAUCGCUUGGAUGAGGAGGCUCAGAGAAAUUUUGUCAAAGAAAUAGCUGUUUUGCGUUCCCUUCAGCAUAAAAAUGUGUUGCGCUUUGUUGGAGUUGUAUAUAAAGACAAAAAGCUACAUUUAAUCACAGAAUACAUAUCAGGAGGAACUUUACAAGAUUAUAUUCAUAACCAUUCCAUAGAUAUAGCUUGGUUACAACGAAUAAAUUUUGCCAAAGAUAUUGCUUUUGGAAUGGCAUACUUACAUUCCAAAAAUAUUAUUCAUAGAGAUCUGAAUUCUAAUAACUGCUUAGUACGAAAAGAUAAAACAGUAGUAGUUGCUGACUUUGGAUUAGCUCGAGUUAUGUUAGAAAAGCAAGUGAAUAAAAGGCUUAGUGGUGGCUCCAAUACACGACGUCCUGAAAGAAAAAAACGGUAUACUGUUGUAGGAAAUCCCUAUUGGAUGGCUCCCGAAAUGAUGAAACAUAAGAAGUAUGAUGAACGUGUGGAUAUAUUUUCUUUUGGAAUAAUAUUAUGCGAGAUAAUUGGAAGAGUACCAGCUGAUCCUGAUUUUUUACCAAGAAGUUCUGAUUUUGGAUUAAAUGUGGCUGCUUUCAAAGAACAGUUUUGCCUUGGUUGUCCUGAACCUUUUGCUGAGAUAGCAUUUAAGUGCUGUGAUAUUUCUCCAGAUAAAAGACCUCUAUUCAACACGAUCAAAGGCUGGUUAGAGGGAAUGUCUAUUCAUUUAGGCAUUUCAAACCAGCUGCCUCAGGAACUUGUUGAUGCAAUUCUUAAUUUCAACUCCCAGUCUGGAGAUUUCCAAGAUGAUUCUAGUCAGGAGGUGUAUCAGUUGAAAUCUCCUUUUCCUCUCUUAAGAACAGUAAGUGAACAAGGAUCGUAUCGACUUUCUACCGAUUCAUCUUCUCCCACGAUAGAAAUAUGAAUAAAAAAUGGUAUCAUAGAGAAUGUAAAUUUUAGUGUGAAAUAACAAAUUUUAAAAAUCAUUUGGAACUUAAGACUUCAAAUGGUAACUAGAGCUUGUAUUUCAAAUGUCUUCAGUAUGUGUAAAUUUUAUAACUUGUAAUGAAUCAAAAGAGUGUUAAAUAUAUGUGUGUGUGUUAUGAUUAUUAUUACUUGUAACAAGUUUUGAUUGGUUUAAAAAGAAGUAUUCUUAAUUUGCUCCAAAAGAAUGAUCUGCUUUUGUUAAAAGAUGUAGGUUUUUGUUACAGUAUUCAAAUUUUAUACAUUAAGUGUGAGAUUCUUUGUCUGUUUCAAGAAUCAGAAUUAUGUAAUGAAAAUUUAAUUUUUCAAUCGUUCUGAAAACCACAGUGCUUCUGAGCUUCCAAUUUAUAUGCCUUCAACUGUUUAUAACAGCAACAUAUCUUGCAUUGUUCGACAUUAAAAAAAAAAAAUAUUUUUAGGGGGAAAAUACAUUUUCUCUGAAAUUGAAAAGUAUUUUUAUAUAGAACUUUUGAAAAGAACCUAUACAAAGGCAAAUCCCUGUUUCAUUUUUUGUGUGUAAUGUGCAACAUUUUAAGUAAGAAAUAUUUUACUUUUUACUAAUGAAGUCCUUAGAGAAAUAUAGUUUGCUUACAGGACUCUUAACCAUAAAAAUAUUCUUAGAAGAGAAAUAGUUUUUUAAUGAGAGAUUUAAACAGUGAAACAACACUGCUGUUUUUAGAAGAUCAUAAUUAGACAAUAGGAUAAUGUGCUCUAAAAAAUUGAAGUGCCACUUGAAAAAAGAACACGUUCAAAUAUAGUCCAAGCAUUGUUUAGCUUUUUAAACAUUUUUCAUUCCUUUACAAGUGCACAGAAAAUACCACAGUUACAGCAGAAUCUUUGCUCCUAGAGUAUCAUCAACAUAUUUAUUUAUACUGGGAAAUCAAUGGUUGAAGUUUAAAACUUUUACUGUCUUGAUCUUAAAAUACAGGAAAUAUUUUUCAGUAUUAUAUAAUGUUACUACAAUAAUUUGUAUUUUGCUGCUGUCUAUUUCUUUUCUUUUUUCUAGGAUCAUAAAUAAAUUAUUUGUUCUCCCUUCUAGAUAAAUAUUAAAAAUCUGGAUUGCUAUUUGAGAAAAUGUGAUCAUCACAUAAUAAUUAUGGUAUUAUCCACCAAAAUAAAAUUUUGUAACGCUAAUGAGAAGUUAUUAAUUUACAUGAUAAAAAUCAAAUGUAAUUAAAAAAAGCUCAUAAUAAUUUAAGACUUAAAAUUUAGAAACCAUUCAUAUUUCUUGAAUGGUAAUGAAAUUUGAGAAAUUAAAGAUGCAUAUUUUUCUAAAUGCAGAGAGGGUCGCUUACAAUAUUACUAUAUUAUUUGCACUAUCAAUGAUUAAAAAUACUGAAUUUUCAGUGGGGAAAAAAAGUUAUUAAAUUAAAGUUUAUGUUCAAGUUUUCUAAUGUUAAGAGUCUGUUUGAUAUGUUUCAUAGAGAAAUGCAUUCAAUCUCUAAUUGACAGGAAAACCAAUGCCUUAUCAUCUAAACUGUUUAAUUUUGAAGAUAAACCAUUGCUUUCCUUCGUAAAUUUUAUUUUUAUUGCAAAGUUUAUAAUGCUUUUGUAUGGUUUAGGGGAACCUUCAGCAUUCCAAGUACCAAAGUACACUUUACGUAACACUUUCAGAUGACCACAUUGUUCUCACUGUAUCACCUGUAUUGUAUAAAUUAACAGUUCAACUUCUUGAGGCAGUUAUUUACUGUUUCCUUGAAGUGAAGAAAAUCAUUCCUAAAAUAUUAAAUUUUGUGAAACCUUGUGUAUAGCUUUUGUAUUGAAUUAUUACAUGUGUUUUUUGUAUGCAAAUUUAUUUUUUUAAAGUUUUUAAGUAAAUUUUUAUAGCACUUUUGUUGCCAGGGUUUAUGUGCCUUCUUUCUGUCAUUUCUAUUAAUUCUAAGCUGAUUUUAGUGUCAUGAAAAUAUGUAUUAUUGUCUGUUUCUUAAGAAGGGUAGCGGCACCAGUAACAGACAUGCUUAAGACAUCGCUCUCUCAGGUUAACUCAAUUUUCUGAGCCUCUUAAUGUAUUUAGACUUUUAAAACUAUUUUUCUCUCGUGCAACUACUUCUCAUCUAACGUUUGGCUGCCUCUAGAUCCUCUGAAUUAUUUAAUUCUAAUUUUAUUUGCUCAGUUUCGAAAAAAGGUCCAAACCCCAGUAACAGACACCAAAAGUUCUGAUGGUACCCUGCAACAGAAAGGAUGAGGAAAGGAUGGGUAAUGGACAAAAUUCCCUUUUUCUUAUCAAAAUGUGCAAAAUUUCUUUAUUUUUAUAUACCUUUAAAGCCUUAUUUAAUUCAAAUGAACAUGAAACACCAGCUGACCUCGUGGUGGCUGUUCAUAACCUUCCACCACUGCCUUGUAAAUACCAUCUGGCUCAUAAAAUUCACUCUGAUAACACUAGAUUAUUGCACCCUUUUCAUGGGCCACAGCAAUGUCAGUUUUACCCACCAAAAAUUCUUAUUAUUUAAAUCUAAACUUAUGACUAUCUGUUACUGGACCCUUGUGUGUUGCUGGUGUGGUUACCCUAUAUGUUGUAAAGUUUGUUAAAAUGCAAAUAUAAGGGACCAAAGCAAAAUCUUUAAAUAAGUUUCUAUAUACUUUUAGGCGGAAGUUUCACUUAAAGUUUUCAGGAAAAUAUAGAUCCUUUUUUAGAGAGAUUUGAUGGCAAAUGUUCAGUUGUAACAAUUGUACUACUUAUACAAAUCAGUAUUAGUUUUUGUGCAUGUAAUUUGAAAUUCCUUACUAUUCAGUAUUAUUCCUAUUUCUUGCAUUGUCUUUCAUUUUUCCUUCUUUUUGUUAUCUUCAAGAUGUUCUAAAAAUUGUAAAGUACAACAAAUUUAAGAAAAAAAAUGGGCAAAAAUUAUAUUUGCUCAUUACAAA
Uloborus diversus is the source of this 5001-nucleotide messenger RNA. Its product is annotated as LIM domain kinase 1-like. Lineage: Eukaryota; Metazoa; Arthropoda; Arachnida; Araneae; Uloboridae. Bases 83 to 2080 code for a protein of 665 amino acids. Gene Ontology annotation, molecular function: protein binding; ATP binding; protein serine/threonine kinase activity. The record is from RefSeq and is a predicted model, not a curated record. Gene Ontology annotation, biological process: actin cytoskeleton organization; protein phosphorylation. Gene Ontology annotation, cellular component: cytoplasm; nucleus. The transcript has 13 exons.